AUGUCAAACAUCUGGGGAAGUACGUUAUUUGGUUUGGUUCGCCAAAACUCGACUAAAGCUGGAUACUCCUCGUAUGUUUCUCCCAAAGUGGUAGAGCUUCGUGUAGGGAGAAUAAUAGAAGUGAGAAAACACGAAAAUGCAGAUCGCUUAUAUGUUUCGAAAGUGCAGAUAGCAGAGCACCCCCAGAGCCCGAAGUAUGCUCAGGUUUGCAGUGGACUUGUGGAUCAUAUACCAAUUGAGGCUAUGCUUCAUUCAAGAGUUUGUUUGGUGACCAAUCUAAAACCCAGCAAAAUGCGUGGUAUAAAGUCAGAGGCAAUGCUCCUAGCAGCCACAAAUACUGACGGCUCCAAAGUUGAAAUAGUGAAUCCUCCAAGAAGUAUUCCGUUAGGUACUUUAUUGUAUUUUGAGGGUCAUAAAAAUGAGCAUGAGAAUUCUACAAGACUGAGCUCCUCCCAAUGGAAGAGUAUAGCCGAAAACCUCCAUACAGACUCGAACGGCAAUGUGGUAUAUGGGAAUGAGCAGCCUUUGUUGUUGCGAAACGAAAUAAACGAUGACCCUUGUACUGUUCGACCGCUUACCAAUUGCAAAGUUCGCUGA
Molecule: messenger RNA, 597 nt
Organism: Ogataea angusta
Lineage: Eukaryota; Fungi; Ascomycota; Pichiomycetes; Pichiales; Pichiaceae
Exons: 1
Coding region: 1-597 (198 amino acids)
Cellular component (GO): methionyl glutamyl tRNA synthetase complex
Molecular function (GO): tRNA binding
Source: RefSeq, a predicted model, not a curated record